AACGUAAAAGCUGGCUCUUCCUGCGCGUGUUGAACGCUGUGGAUAUCUCUAACAGGUUGUGGAGUUCGGACCUCAUGGCGGAGAUAAUUCAGGAACGCAUAGAAGAUCGACUCCCUGAAUUGGAACAGCUGGAGCGCAUUGGACUGUUUAGUCAUGCGGAAAUUAAGGCUAUUAUUAAGAAGGCUUCGGAUCUGGAAUACAGAAUACAGCGAAGAGCCCUCUUUAAAGAAGACUUUAUCAAUUAUGUUCAAUAUGAAAUUAAUCUUUUGGAGCUGAUCCAGAGAAGAAGAACACGUAUUGGGUAUUCAUUUAAAAAGGAUGAGAUUGAGAAUUCUAUUGUACAUCGGGUGCAAGGUGUCUUCCGACGUGCUUCAGCAAAGUGGAAAGAUGAUGUUCAACUUUGGCUGUCCUAUGUAGUCUUUUGUAAGAAAUGGGCUACCAAAGCUCAACUUAGCAAAGUAUUCUCCAGUAUGUUGGCCAUUCAUUCCAACAAGCCAGCUUUGUGGAUUAUGGCAGCCAAAUGGGAAAUGGAAGAUCGCUUGUCUUCAGAAAGCGCUAGACAGUUGUUUCUUCGGGCUCUGCGCUUUCAUCCAGAGUGUCCAAAACUUUAUCAAGAAUACUUUAGGAUGGAGCUGAUGCAUACUGAGAAACUGAGGAAAGAAAAGCAAGAAUUUGAAAAAGCCAAGAUGGAUGUGGGGAAUCUUGAUUAUCCUGAAGAAAUCCUUCAGGGUGAGUUGGCACGGAUCAUCUACAAAAACUCUGUGAGCAAAAUUAAAGGUGCAGAAUUUCAUGUGUCAUUGCUUUCAAUCGCCCAGCUAUUUGACUUUGCCAAAGAUCUGCAAAAAGAAAUUUAUGAUGACCUUCAGGCUCUACACACAGAUGACCCUCUCACUUGGGAUUAUGUGGCACGGCGAGAAUUAGAGAUCGAGACCCAGCCCAGAGAAGAGCAACCUACUACAAAACAAGCGAAAGCAGCAGAGAUGGACCGGAAGGAGGAGAGGUGCUAUGCUGUAUAUGAAGAGGCAGUGAAGAUUCUGCCCACAGAAGCUAUGUGGAAGUGUUACAUCAACUUUUGCUUGGAAAGAUUUACUAAGAAGACGAAUAGUGAGUUUCUCAAAGGGAAGAGGCUGGAAAGAACCAUGAUUGCAUUCAGGAAGGCAAAGGAACUCAAACUUCUGCCUGAGUUUCAGUACAAGCAGUGGAUUGACUUGUUGUUGCAUCGUGACUACUAUAAGGAGGCUCUGGAGGUGGCAGUAGCUGGAACUGAAUUGUUUAGAGACUCUGUGACCAUGUGGCAGAUGAGGCUGCAGGUGCUAAUUGAAUCAAAGAGCACUGACAUAGCCAUGGCUGUUGAAGAAGCCUUUGUGUACCUGAAACCCCAGAUUUGUCUGCCAUUGUGGAUCUCUUGGGCAGAGUGGAGUGAAGGUGCUAAAAGCCAAGAAGAUACUGAAGCAAUCUUUAAGAAAGCUAUCCUAGCUGUUACAGGUGCUGAUUCGGUAACUCUGAAGGAUAAGUACCUCAAUUGGGCAUAUCGGAGUGGUGGCUACAAAAAGGCCAGGGCAGUGUUUAGAAGUUUACAGGAAAGCCGCCCAUUUUCAGUUGAUUUUUUUAGGAAAAUGAUCCAGUUUGAAAAGGAACAAGAAUCCUGCAAGAUGGUGAAUUUAAGAGAAUAUUAUGAAAGGGCUUUGAGAGAGUUUGGAUCUGUAGAUUCUGAUCUUUGGAUGGAUUACCUCAAAGAAGAAUUGAACCACCCCCUUGGUAGGCCUGAGAACUGUGGACAGAUCUAUUGGCGAGCCAUGAAGAUGUUGCAGGGAGAGUUAGCAGAAGCGUUUGUAGCUAAACAUGCUAUGCACCAGGCUGGCCAUUUGUGAAAAGAAGAACAACAAAGACAACUUUGUGAAAUAGUAUUGUAAGCCCUCUGGGCAGAUAUGUAUUAUGAAUCAGUCUGUAAUUUGCUCAGAGAUGGCUAACAAGAUGGCUGUCUGAUUUUGAGACAUGCUUUAAUUUUGCGUUAAUGUAUUAAUCUUUAAUUUUAGAAAAGAGAACUGUUAUUUAGUGGCAAAAGCUACUUGUUGAGUCUGGACCUGCCUUGGGUCCUAAGUGUUUUCCAAAAUACCUGGAAAUCCUAUAAUUGAGUUUCAUUUAUUAUCCUGGUCUAAUCUAGACCUAGGGGCCAGUUAAAAUGGUGGAGAAAGUACAGUUCUUUUUGUUUAUUCUCUCUUUAUUAUAAAAGUAUGUGGUAUGCAUUUGUAGAAAAUAUGGAGGAAAUAGGGCAGUGUGAAGAAAGGCAUCCUCUCUAAUCCCAUCAUCUGAAGCAGCAAAGAAGGAGGUGCUGAGUAUUGAGGGAAAGGUUAUCCUUUAAGAGGGUUAAGACAAUAUAAAAGUGUACUUUCUCUUUGGGACUGAUCAGCAGACAAGUGUUUGCAUUGGGGAGCCCCGGAAAUAAAAAGAAGGAACGUGUAGGAAGUAGAUUAGAGUAGUAGAGAAGUGCUUCAGUGGGGCGGCAUGUAAGCAUGGCUUGGAGCAGAGAAGGGCAAUUGUGGGAGCAGCGGAGGCAAUUGUUAGAAUUUUAUGCCUUUUAACUUAAUCUUGUGUUACUGGGUGAAGCAUUCAGUGCACUUGUAUAUCUGUAUUUCUCCUAAAAUGUUACUUUCCCAUGUUAUUAAAUAGUCUUAAAAACAUUUAAUGGAUUCAUAGCAUUCCAUUGUAUAAAUGAGACAUUACUUAUUUUACUAAUCCUCUAUGGUUGGAUCUUGUCAUUUGUAAUUUUUUAUAAUAAUAUUUAUUAUAGAUGUUAAUGAAGAGCCUUGUAAAUUUUUGUUUAUAACCUGGUUAUUUCCUUAGGAGAUUAAUAUCCAGUGACAGUGGAGUUACUAGAUCAAGGAUAUAACUAUUUUAAAGAAUAUUGCUUUGUAUUGCCAAUUUGCUCCUUCACUAAAGCAGUGUAUGAGAGUGCCAACAUCCUUACUUGUAUGGGUAUUUUGUUAUUUUUUACCACUUUAAUAGGUGAAAAGUGAUAUGUCAUUGUUUUACUCUGCAUUUCUUUGAUAUUAGUGAAGAAGUUAAUGUCUUUUUUUUCCCCCAUGUUUCUUUGGUCUUUUCAUGCUUUCACCAUUUUUUUAACUGUUCUUUUU
Molecule: messenger RNA, 3134 nt
Organism: Choloepus didactylus (southern two-toed sloth)
Lineage: Eukaryota; Metazoa; Chordata; Mammalia; Pilosa; Megalonychidae
Gene: UTP6
Product: UTP6 small subunit processome component
Exons: 19
Coding region: 75-1871 (598 amino acids)
Biological process (GO): maturation of SSU-rRNA from tricistronic rRNA transcript (SSU-rRNA, 5.8S rRNA, LSU-rRNA)
Cellular component (GO): Pwp2p-containing subcomplex of 90S preribosome; small-subunit processome
Molecular function (GO): protein binding; snoRNA binding
Source: RefSeq, a predicted model, not a curated record